UGCAUGAGUGGGACAGUGUGCCCACUCUCCGUUAAAUCAUCUUCUUAUUUUGCUGCCCCCACCCACCCCCCACAAGCUCGGAGGCUUGCCCGCUCGUUCCUCACCUGUUGGCCGUCUCCACGAGUCCAUCCGCACCCGCGGACGGCAGGCAAACAGCCGUAGAGGGGGCGAGGUUCUCCGCCAUGGCCACGGCGUUCAAGGCGUUCUUGAACAGCCCCGUCGGCCCCAGGACCACGCACUUCUGGGGACCCGUCAGCAACUGGGGCUUCAUCCUCGCGGGUAUGGCUGACAUGAACAAGCCACCUGAAUUGAUAUCCGGCCAUAUGACUGCAGUCAUGUGUGUGUAUUCUGGCCUAUUUAUGAGGUUCGCAUGGGUGGUACGGCCCCGGAACUAUUUUCUUAUGGCAACCCAUGCCUCCAACGAAAGCGUUCAGCUCUACCAGUUAUCUCGCUAUGCUAGGGCUCAAGGUUACCUGGAGAAGAAAGAGCCUGAAGCCCAACAGUAACAAUGGCCCGAAGAAUACUGUAGACACUAUUUAUGUAAACAAAAUUGGUUUCGGGUAAUUUGUAAUGCUUGUAAUCAUACCGUUUAUGUAUUAAUUACACUGUCGCAAUACAACAAAAUGGAAAACCCUAUGAUACGGAAUGAGAUCCUUUGACAUAGGAGGAAUUAGAAGGA
This is a messenger RNA of Aegilops tauschii subsp. strangulata, 679 nucleotides long. RefSeq names its product mitochondrial pyruvate carrier 1. Gene Ontology annotation, biological process: pyruvate import into mitochondria. Gene Ontology annotation, cellular component: mitochondrial inner membrane. NCBI's taxonomy places the organism in Eukaryota, Viridiplantae, Streptophyta, Magnoliopsida, Poales, Poaceae. The record is from RefSeq and is a predicted model, not a curated record.